This is a messenger RNA of Cynara cardunculus var. scolymus (artichoke), 1622 nucleotides long. RefSeq names its product chaperone protein dnaJ C76, chloroplastic. Bases 34 to 1467 code for a protein of 477 amino acids. The transcript has 4 exons. The record is from RefSeq and is a predicted model, not a curated record. Lineage: Eukaryota; Viridiplantae; Streptophyta; Magnoliopsida; Asterales; Asteraceae.
CGAUCGGAGUUCGCUCACCGUCACUCCAUCACCAUGCAUUCCAUAAUCAUUUCACCAUACACGCUAACUCCAUCGAGAUCAUCGACGAUCGUACCACUAACAUCUCUCAAAUCCAAAACAUCUUCAAGUUUUUGGAAUUGGAACAAGUCAUGUUCAGAUCACGCAUCUCUGGUAUGUAAAGCUUCAGGAUCUACAUCGUCUUCCAUCACCGAUUUCGAUCUGUAUGAUCUUCUCGGUGUCGAUAGUUCUUCCGAUCAUUUGACCAUCAAACAGGCGUACCGGACACUGCAAAAGAAGUGUCAUCCGGAUAUAGCUGGAGUGCCGGGACACGACAUGGCAAUCAUUCUCAAUGAAGCCUAUGCUGUGUUAUCUGAUCCUCUUUCACGUUUCUCUUAUGACAAGGAGCAAGCUAAAGUUGCAGAUUUCAAAGGGUAUACAGGGAAGCCUAUAUACUCAGUAUGGUAUGGAUCCGAGAGUGAGCAGAGAGCUAUUUUUGUUGAUGAAGUCAAAUGUGUUGGCUGCUUAAAAUGUGCCUUAUUUGCCGAAAAGACAUUUGCAAUUGAAUCUGUUUAUGGUAGAGCCCGGGUCAUCGCUCAGUGGGCCGACCCUGAAAACAAAAUUCAGGAGGCCAUAGGCGCAUGUCCUGUUGAUUGCAUCUCAAUGGUGGAGAGGUCGAAACUGGCAGCAUUAGAGUUCCUCAUGUCAAAGCAACCGCGUGGUAGUGUUAGAAUUGGUGCAGGCAAUACCGUGGGUACUCGUGUUUCAAAUAUCUUCGUUGAAGUGGAUAAAUUUCAGGAUAAAUUUCUAGAAGCCAUGGAGAAAGGAUCUUCUAAACGUUCCAAGGACCAGGACUUGGGUUGGGAAGCACGAAUAUCUGCCAUUCAAGCGAUCAGAUCAAUCACAAACUGGUUAUAUUGGCAACCACCAAUUCCAGGAAUGCCUGCAACUCAAACACGCAGAAAACUUUUACAAUUACCUCAAAAUUCCACACAAUCAAAGUCACCAAACAUCGACAAGCUCAGAGAUGCUGCCGCUGCUCGAAAACAAGCACAAAAGACUGCAAAACCGAAACCAAGUAAUUCAACCGAGUACUGGACUCCAUCUCCAUUCAUCCUCCCAGAGUCAACCAAUAACGAAUCUGACACUAAAGCUUCGCACACUCCGACCAGCAAGAAACCGAAGGGGGGCUCAUACAACAGGUUUGUGGUUUCAAAGAAGAUUCGAAGUAGUAAUCCUUAUGAAACGGGUGUUCCUGUCGGGAUGGCUAUCGUUGCAGCAGUCGUGGUACGGUUACAACUUGGAGAUGCUGCUGGUGGAAUUGAAACACAUAUCGGUGGUUCUUUGUUGCUGGAUGUCGUUAACAGCUCGUGGCUGCAAGUCAUUCUAGCAGGUGUUACUUGGUAUCUCGUUGGUAUGGCUGCAGUCGAACUCGUAGCAGCCCUUCGGAUAAAAUCACACGAAGAAUAAAGAAGCUGCAUGUAUAUUGUGAUAUAUACAAGUAUAUAUAGAUAUAGAUCAAGUUCUGUUAGUGUUAGGUUAUAAAAUCUUCAUCAAGUUAUCAAAUCAAUGUUUGAAAGUCGUACAUAAUCCAAUUGAUGUAUAUUUGAGUCUUUGAAUCUAAA